This is a messenger RNA of Trematosphaeria pertusa, 1879 nucleotides long. RefSeq names its product Thioesterase/thiol ester dehydrase-isomerase. The transcript has 5 exons. Gene Ontology annotation, biological process: acyl-CoA metabolic process. Gene Ontology annotation, cellular component: mitochondrion. Gene Ontology annotation, molecular function: fatty acyl-CoA hydrolase activity. The record is from RefSeq and is a predicted model, not a curated record. NCBI's taxonomy places the organism in Eukaryota, Fungi, Ascomycota, Dothideomycetes, Pleosporales, Trematosphaeriaceae. Bases 206 to 1630 code for a protein of 474 amino acids.
CGUCCUAGCUCAACAGUACGCGACAUGACCAAUUGACGCUGACUUUUCUGUCGAGACGUCGUCCGGUGAGGGAUGAAUGAAGUGUAGAAGCGGGCCGUUGGCGGGAUUUCAUUUUCUCAAAGCUCAAUGCCAAGGCGCGUGGUUGGGUAGGUACAACCGACGUCAUUGCUCCGAGGUCCUCGCGCUACACGAACUCCUCAACACCAUGGCUCACAGUUCGAGGGCGGCGCUGUGGCGUCUCAGGCUGUGCACUCGAUGCGAUUGGUUCCGAUCCGCGCCAUCGAAAGCCCGCACAUGGUCACCGAAGAGCCGAAGCUUCCACUCCAGCAGCGCAAAACGCACCGAUGGCGUCUUCCGGGAGCUCACCGCGAUGCGAGUCCGCACACCAUGGAUAGAAGCUCUGCGAAAGCAGCAGGCAGAGGGCAAGGAUCCUACCGCGGCUUCGGGAAAGCCUGAAGUGCCCAAAGAUCGCAAACUGUCUCCGAAGCGCAUGGACGACAGCUACCACUCCGUUGUCCUCCCACUGGCGCAGGACCCAUGGCUGUUGGAUACAUACCUCAAUUCAUCGGGGCAUAUCCGGCUUGGAACCAUCUUCAUGGAUCUCGAUGCACUUUCAGGCAUCAUCGCAUACAAACACACCGGCGACGAUGUAACGACUGUCACCGCGAGCUGCGACCGCAUCGUGAUCAACCACCCGUUGACCGAGAUAUGCGAUCUAGAGCUAUCUGGAAAGGUCACGUACGCCACGGGCAGAAGCAGCUUGGAAAUAUCUAUGCAGGUCGCUAAAGCGCCGAAGGAAGGGGAGGAGGUCAAGGACCAGGAUGUCCUUAUCCACUGCACAUUCACCAUGGUAUCGCUGGAUCCUGGCACAAAGAAGCCAGUCAACGUAAACCCGCUUAUAGUCGAGACUCCAGAGGAGAAACGCCUCUUCAAGCUCGGCGAGCGCAACUCCAAGAUCCGCAAACAGCGCAAAGAAACUGCGCUCAUCAAGCACACUCCCAACGAUCUUGAGAGCGAUCUCAUCCACGCAUUCUGGCAGAAGCAGCUGCUAUACCACGAUCCCUAUGACGAGCAGCGCAAACCCGAUAAUGUUCAUUUUAUGGACAGCACGCGCCUCCAAACCGCCACCAUCAUGAUGCCGCAAUUUCGCAAUCGUCAUCACUUUAUGAUCUUCGGAGGUUUUCUCCUUAAGCAGACCUUCGAGCUCGCGUUCACCACUGCCGCUGCAUUCGCGCACGCUAGACCUACCUUCGUCUCGCUCGACCCCUCGACAUUUCAAAACCCGGUGCCUGUCGGAAGCAUAUUAUACCUGACAGCGACAGUAGUCUAUACGGAUCCUCCGCUCAUUGGGGCGCCAGGGGAGCAGUUCGACCAGGAGAGUAAAUACACGAGGGUGCAGGUUCGGGUGGAUUCGAAGGUGCGCGAUGUUGAGCAUGGGCGGUCGAAACCUACAGGCCAGUUCAAUUACACCUUCACUGUGGAGAAGAACAUACGCGUUAUGCCGCGAACGUACCACGAAUACAUGAUGUACCUCGAUGCGCGACGGCGAGCGGAACAAGUCAGGCAGACCCUCGAGGAGGAAGGCGUUGAGCUGAGUCCGAAGACGGCGGAAGAGAGCGUCACGGAGUAGGCCAGCCUUAGGCGACGGAGCUGAAGUGAAAUAUCUAUAUUGCUAAACGCGCAACGACUGCGGUCUAUGGAUAUAAUUAAGCAAGACACAAUCUGGACAUGAAAGCGCGCUCCGAAAUGAGACCAAGGUCUAACUAUUAAUCCAACCUUAAAAGCAUUGAACCUCCAGACCAAAAACGCGCCAGUGCCAGGACGCUGGAACCGCUAGAUGGGAAAAGGGAAAGGUAUCUAGCGCGCUGUAAAUGCCAUC